Messenger RNA from Bipolaris maydis ATCC 48331, 1277 nucleotides. RefSeq names its product beta-lactamase-like protein. Gene Ontology annotation, biological process: secondary metabolite biosynthetic process. The record is from RefSeq and is a predicted model, not a curated record. NCBI's taxonomy places the organism in Eukaryota, Fungi, Ascomycota, Dothideomycetes, Pleosporales, Pleosporaceae.
UAAUAAAUAUUCCCUUUACUCUAAAGGCUAUCGUGAAGAAAGAAUACAUAUCAGUAGUUAAGAACGGGGCGCAAACAUAUUGUCACUCAGACAAUCGUCUGCUCAAGCACCUUGAUAUUCCAAUUCUCUUGUGCUCAUUUCAAACAUAAAAUUUUCUCCAUCAUCUCGACCAGUCCAGUCAUGACGGACGAUAAAGGGGGCUACAAGCAGAUCAACAAGUCGCUCAACAUCUGCGCUUUCGAGGACUAUUUGAAAGGCCAGACCGCGAACCUCGCCCCUAUACCUGAUGUGGAGCAAGUGACAGAAAGGGUUUUACGAGUGCGGGGUCAAAAUCCGGGGAAGUUCACCUUCCAAGGCACCAAUACCUUCUUAGUUGGAACAGGAGCCUCUCGCAUAUUGAUCGAUACAUCCGGAGGAGAGCCUGAGUAUGCGAAGCUGCUUGCAUCAACCCUUGAGUCUCGGAACAUUAGCAUCAAGUAUGUUCUUGUAACACAUUGGCAUGGAGACCACUCCGGGGGUGUACCGGACCUUAUCAGAAUGUAUCCGCACUUGAAAGAUCACAUCUACAAGAACGAUCCCGAUCCGGGCCAACAAGAUAUCCACGAAGGGCAAGAGUUUUGUGUCGAGGGGGCUACUGUUGUAGCACUGCACUGCCCGGGGCAUUCAGAAGAUCACAUGUGUUUCAUGCUCAAGGAAGAGAACUCCAUGUUCACUGGAGACAACAUUCUCGGUACCGGGACGAGCGCGGUCGAAGACUUGGGCAUAUUCAUGUCCAGUCUGCACAAGAUGAUGGAUCAGAAAUGUCGAGCUGGCCACCCCGCCCAUGGCGUUACUAUUGAUGAUCUAAACACAAAAAUCAGCCGAGAGCUAUCGUCAAAAUACAGGAGAGAGAAGCAAGUCAUCAGGGCCUUGCGCAACCUCCGCGAUUACGGGCAAAACCGACCGGUCGUUCGUGACAUUGUCGAAAACAUAUACGGAAACUCGGUGGAUGAGACUACGCGUACGUUGGCGCUGGAGCCGUUCAUCGACGAAGUUCUUCGAAAACUUGCUGGUGAUGGUAAAGUGGGUUUCCAGGUUCGCGCUGGCCAGAAAAAAUGGUUUCUAAUUGGUAAUGAGCAAUCAACGGUGGGUGGGAUGCGGCAGGUCCAGUACCCUGUCACACGCGCCAGCGCUUAAUGUUAAGUCUUAGAUUAGAUUUUCGAUGAGCAUUUUCUUGAUACCAGCGUGUUUUUAGAUGUAUUUAGACAGAAUGUACCAUAUCAAGUCGUUCUUUUUCC